Molecule: messenger RNA, 414 nt
Organism: Paramisgurnus dabryanus
Lineage: Eukaryota; Metazoa; Chordata; Actinopteri; Cypriniformes; Cobitidae
Source: RefSeq, a predicted model, not a curated record
AUGGGUAACCAAAAGCUACUGAUCCUUUGGGUGUGGAUGUUACUGGUUGCAACGUUGUGUCCUUGGGCCAACUGCAAACGUGGAGGAGGUUUUGGUGGCAGGGGUAAAGGAGGUGGUGUAGGGGCCAAAGCGCCUCCGUCCCAGAGCAAAGGAUCAUCGAGGCAGGGACUAAAACUGGCUGGUGCUGCAGCCGCAGGGGCCAUCGGAGGAGCGGCCAUCGGGUACGGUCUGGGUUCUUUGGGCAGGCCGAGGUACGGCCACUCUGAUGAGGACAGGCGCUAUUACUACCCUGAUGGACGUGAAUACUACAAUGGCUCAGACUGGAGGAAUAACAAAAACGCAGCUGGCGCGGAGCACAUGGCCAGUAUCUUCAUAUCACUUGCAACAGUGACACACGUCUUUAUGUGGAACUGA